Molecule: messenger RNA, 2902 nt
Organism: Mytilus trossulus (common blue mussel)
Lineage: Eukaryota; Metazoa; Mollusca; Bivalvia; Mytilida; Mytilidae
Product: serine-aspartate repeat-containing protein F-like
Exons: 12
Coding region: 483-2741 (752 amino acids)
Source: RefSeq, a predicted model, not a curated record
AAUCCUUCUCAAAAAUGGCGACCAAAAUAGAAAACACGUUGGGUUUGUUGUGAAAAACUAAAUGUUGUAAGUGGGAAUUGGUGAAACAUUAAAACAUAUGUUCAGAAAUGAAAUUAACACCUUUGUAACAUUUUAAAAGACAAAGACAGCACAACUGCACAGUAGAAUUAGGAUUGAGCAUUUAUAAGGGAGUUUCUUAAAGCAUCAUAAUCCAUGUUACACUGCAUCCUUCUUAAUGCAAGACAAUAUUGCUAGUAAGAACUAAAGAAGACUAAAGACCCUUCAAAUUUACAAAGGUUUUGGGAUUGAUCCUGAGGUUGGUCAGUAUUGAAAUUGGUAUUAACUGCUUCAUUGCCCACCAGAGUCAGUGCAAAGACAUCUUUGAGUCUGAAUAAGUUAGCAUUUCUUCCUACUGACAGUUACUUACAGUGAGAAAAAUCCAACUCUGUUUUUGGUUUAGUAAAAAGCAGAUUAGAGAAAGAAUGAGUGCAGCAAAGAUGGUUGCUGACUCCACUCAAGGAGAUUUGGAUGAACCGAAGAAAAAGAGGAAGAGAAAGAAAGAAAAUAUUAAGAAAAAGUCAAAGAAAUUGAAGAAAAGAGAUAGUAGAAAAGGAAAGUAUAGCAGAAAAGAAGAUGAUGAUUCUGACCUUGACCUUGAGAAAGAACUUCAGCCAAUAGGUGAUUACAUAAGGGAACGGUCUGAGAUGAAUGAAGAAAUUUUCCACUGUCUUCGUGGACCAUCUUUACAACGCUACAUACCAGAUGUACUCAAGGAAUUGCCACUAGAAGUGCUUAAAAAAAGAUGUUUAGAACACCUUGAAAUAAUGUCCAAAAAGAGAAUCCGUGGAAUUCUAGCAGGUGAUGAUCCAGGAACUAUUUCCUCCUCAGGAACAGAGGAAGACUCCUCUGGUGAGGAACAGGAGGAGGAAGCUCCACAAGAAAUAGAAGAAGACCUAACCUAUGACCUAGGUAAAGAAAGUGGAGAAGAGAAGGGAAGUGAUAGCGAUGUUGACAGAGAAAGUGACGGAGAAGAAGACAAAAAGAGUGAAAGAUCUGUGAGUGUAAUAGGAGAAGAAGUGAAUGAAGACUUGGAAGAUGGUGAGACUGUUUCUGAUGAAGAUGAAGAUUUUACUACAGAAAAAUCUAAAAAUGUAUGUGAAGUUAGUUCAGACACAGAAGGGGAGAUUACUUCUGAUGAAAGUGGUGAAGAUAAAGAUGACACCAACAAAAAGACUGAUGAUCAGUUGAAUAUUGACAAAAAAAAUAAAGGGCAAGAGAAAGCAUAUCAAAAGGGAGGAGAACAGGAAAAUGUUGACAAAAAGGAAAGUAUUCACGAUAAAAUGAAUACAAAAGAAAUAGAGAAACAAAGAGAGGAUGAAGAGCUUUGCAGGGUCAGAGACAAAUAUCAAAUACCAGUAGACAAUGAUGCAAAUAAUGACAAUGAUUUAAACAAGGAUUUUAAGACCAAGUCGGUAGAUGUUUAUAGGGACACAGAUCAAGACAUGGAGAUAGUAAAUGAUGCUAAAGAGGAAAGAAGUCAAAAUGUACGGCAAGAAAAGGAGGAGAAAUCAGUAGUAAAUACAGCUGUUGAGGAAGGGGAGAUAAAUGAGGAGAAUUCAGAACAGAUGGUUUCAGCAUUAAAACACAAUAAAAUUGUUACAUCAGAAAUGGAUAUAGAUAUUCAAUCAGAAAAGUUGGCAAAUAUGAAGGAUGAUUAUGUCAAGUUUAAAGACCAAUCUUCUGAACAACAAAAGGAUAUUGCAGAAGAUAAAGAUAAUUUGGUUAAAACACAUAAGAAUGAAGAUGAUAUAUCUAUGGGUAAUGAAAAUAAAUCUGUAUUGGAUAAACCUUUCGAUGAAAAGGAAAAUAGAAUUCAAAAUGUUUCUAAAAAUUUAGGGGAAAGUAAUGUUAUGGAAGGUGUUGAGUCUUGCCUAGCAACACCUUCAGAGAAAUUGGCCUCUUCAAAUUAUCAACAUGAAUCUGACAAAAGACAGGAUGCUCAUUCAGCUAUAUCUGAUACAAGGAAAGUGGAAUUGAGUGGGACAAGGGAGAUAAGUCAAUCUCGAUCAGUUGUAUUAUCACUGGAGGAAGGUAAAAGUAAGGGGAGAGGAAUUUCAAAGACUGGCCAGAGUAUAACUCUAUCAAUGUCUUCAACUCAUUCUGGUACCCCUCCUAUAAAAUCUGUAAUGGACAGGUUAGGAAGUCAAGUUACAUCAACAUCAAAGAUCUCACCCUCACAGUUGUCAACAAGACCUGUCUCAAAUGUAACAGGUGCUCCCUCCUUGGCAAGACAAUCAUCUACCAAGUUAAGUUCAAAAACUUCAUCAUCAGGUACAUCAUUAUCAUCCAAGACAUCUUCAAUCAAACAGUCAUCCGAAGGAACGAGUUCUAAGACAUCUUCAAUCAAACAGUCAUCAGUAGGAACGAGUUCUAAGACAUCUUCAAUCAAACAGUCAUCAGUAGGAACGAGUUCUAAGACAUCUUCAAUCAAACAGUCAUCAGUAGGAACGAGUUCUAAGACAUCUUCAGAAUCAACAUCAGAUCAACCCAUACCCUCAUCAUCUAAAGCAAAAAUAUCUAAAACUGACUUAACGCCAAAAAGUGAUGAAACUUUAGCCCCAGCGUUGACAAAGAACCAGAUGGAAUUAUUAGAGCUGGAAAUGAGAGCUAGAGCCAUCAAGGCAAUGCUUGCUGCCCAUGAGAAAAAAGAAAAACAAUUAGAGAAACAAGCCAAAUUAUAAAGACAAUUAAAACACAAGAAGAACUGUUAAAUCUGCCUAGAUUGUCAUUUAAUUUUUACAUUCAUUCAUAAGAACAGUGGACAAUUUUAGAAUGUGAGAAAAUCAUGAUAUUUUUACUCAUUAAUUGUUGAAUUUUGAAUAAAUAUUUUUGUUAAAUUUAA